AUGGCCCCAAAAGUUCUUGUCGUCCUUACCUCGCAGGCAAUGAUCCCGGCAAACAGCCACCCUAGCGGAUGGUAUCUACCUGAACUUGCCCACCCAUUUUAUAUUCUGAAUGGCAAGGUUGAUCUAACCGUGACGUCUCCUAAAGGUGGAGAAGCACCCUUAGCCCCUGACUCUAUCAAGCUCUCUCAGCACGAUGCAUUGAGCAUGAAGUUCUUGAAAGAACAGAGACCUCUCUGGAGCAAUACAGUCAAACUCCGCGAAAUCAUUCCCCGAGCAGAUGAGUUCGGCGCGCUCUUUUAUGUUGGGGGACAUGGGCCGAUGUUUGACUUGACCAACGAUGCCGAUAGCAUUGCCCUGAUCGAAAGAUUUGUGGCUGCUCAGAAGCCUAUCGCAUCUGUCUGCCAUGGCCCAGCUGUUCUUCUUAAGGCGAAGACCCCAUCUGGUCAAUCCAUUAUUGAUGGUGUUAGAGUGACAGGUCUGUCAAAUGCCGAGGAGGACGCUGUUGGUACAACUUCAGUUAUGCCAUUUCUAUUAGAAUCGGAACUGGAUCGUAUCUCUGGAAAAUAUGUAAAGGCAAAGCCUUUCAGCGAGAAUGUUGUUGUGUCUCGAUCGGCCGGUAACGGUUCGCUUAUAAUCACUGGUCAAAAUCCGGCGAGUGCUGCGGCUGUUGGGGAGGAAAUUCUUAAAGCCUUGAGCCUAUGA
Molecule: messenger RNA, 702 nt
Organism: Penicillium longicatenatum
Lineage: Eukaryota; Fungi; Ascomycota; Eurotiomycetes; Eurotiales; Aspergillaceae
Product: type 1 glutamine amidotransferase domain-containing protein
Exons: 3
Coding region: 1-702 (233 amino acids)
Molecular function (GO): glyoxalase III activity
Source: RefSeq, a predicted model, not a curated record